CCGAUAUUGUAUGAAGCCAUGACAUCUUUCCCGCUGUUCGGUGCCAAGCAAUGACUCGCGAGAGCUUCAAGCUCCACCCGCGGUCCACAACUUUACUUCACCAACCUACUCAACAUGGUAGCUCGCCUUUCACAAAGAUAGCCCCCGAAUCUUCCACAUUGUAGUCGCCCUACUAGCGCACCGAGAGCUCCUCCCAACCGUCACAAUGGCGACCCCUACGCCGUCGACCAACACGCCGCAAAAGCACCUCGCAGCGCUCUCCUCCCCAGCUCCGCGCAGCGUCCCUCCAAUCAACUUCGACUCACCGGCGGUGCUCAACAUGCUCAGCGAAGGCGGGGUAGGAAUGGGCAUCAGCAUGAGCGGCUUGGGAAUGAGCCAGCUUGGGCUGAGCGCAAGCCAAAUGGGACGCGCGGACGAGGACGAACGCAGGCGGAGACUAGAAAGCAUAAUCACGAUGCUGAAAGGGAAGCCCGGGCGCGUGAGCGCGGAGAACAUUACCGCGCUUUGCGGGAAAGAGGGCAUCGUCGUGGACCACGAAGAGUCGACGGAUAAGAGCAACGUAACACUCACGCUGGUCAUUGGAAACGAAGCCAUGUGCGACAUUGCGAUAGCAAAGGGCAAUGUCAUGAGCGUCAAGCUUGAACUCGCGUCCGACGACGAUAUCUUCAAGGACUCCGUGUCCAGGAUUCUGUACAAGAGCCUCAAGCCGCCACCGGGAGUAAACAAGAUCAAUGUCACACUGGACCGCUUUGCGCAUAAUUUGGAGAAGCUGCUGCGAAUGGAUAAGCUAAGCGCGGAGAAUGGGGGUGUCCCAGUCUAUAAGGCGAUAUUUAAGGUUUAUAACAGCCUGAGGAAACUGUUUGAGCACGAGAAGAAGAUGACCCUGGCAAUAAUGGAUGCGAAUACGCCCAAUGCAGGAUACAAAGCCGAGAGGGAGGUACUAUGCAAGAAGAGCGGGCGCCCGCGAAUGAAUGCUGGAACUUGUCUGGGGCUGUCGCUAGAGUACUGGAUGGAUCGGCGGCACCUGAUACCCAAGAAACCGCGAGAAUCGGCAUCAAUCAAAGGGAAAGAGAAGAUGGACGUCGACUCCGAGGCCGCAGAUGAGUAUUCCGAGGAUAUAGACUCCGACACCAACAGAAUCUAUUCAUUAACAAUCGAAUGCGAGUCAUCUCCUUCAUCAAUGUACACACCCAUCAGAAUACCGGAUUCUUGGUUAUCCGAAGCCGUAGAGAAAGCGCCGGACGGCCCCGAUGCAGACAUCAACAACAUCCUACUCAACACCUCUCAAAUAGACUGGCUCGAUCCCAAGCCCACCUACCUCGAACCUGUAGCACCAGCAGGAGACCACGAUUCCAUGAACCUUGGCAACGCGCCGGGUCGGCUACCCAAUAUCAGAUUCGUAGCGCGGUUCAAUCCGCCCCUCGUGGUUCCGUGGACGGAAUAUGUGCGAAUCACACAGAAUGUGGGAGUGGAGUAUAAUCCGCAAGAUCUUCGCGCGACCACCUUCGUGGGUCUUGCAAUCCGACCGGGCGAUGUGGAUCCGGCGAUGAUGGGUACUGCGGGUGGCUAUACACCGGAAGUACGGAGCGAGAGGAAUGUUCUAGUCCUGGAUAAGGACGGGAAAGAGAGGCAGACGACGCACGCAAACUCGCUCUACGUGCCUAAGCUCGAGUACGCCAGGGCGCUAGAAUCCCUCCCGUUCUCGCAUCCGCGGCAACUAGUCGAGCUCUUGCCGACCCUGCGACAGUACGCCUUCACGACGUCUCUCCUACAACACACUUUCGUCUCCAAGGCCCCUCCACCAUCGCCAAAGCAAACCUCCCACGCCUCCCCUCUCUCCCCCCCUUUAACCCCCAAGGAAACCACCCCCGCCCGUCCACCCCUCCAACUCGACCUAACCCUCUCCUACACAGCCCCCUCCCCGCGCCUAACCCUCCAACUCCCGCACCCCUCCUCGUCCACCGCUCUCCCUACAGACCCUGCCGCCCUCCUCGCCUCGCUCCUCGCCACCACGACCACCACCUCAUCCCCCAUUACCAACCGCCCCGCGCUCAAAGUCACCCUCGACGUGCUGCCCAACGCCGACCUCUACAUCACCGAGCAGAACGUCGUUCCUCCGCACGCGGACCAAGGCAGGGACGCAGACGUAGAUAUGGACCGUGCGCACGAGGCGGACGAGCUGGUCAAGCAGCUGGCGAGGGCGCUGGAUGUCUGUGCGGAUUUGGGCGUUUGGGGCGAGUGGUUGAGGCGCGAGGUUGUGCGUCGUGAUGGUGGUGGUGGUAGUGCUGGUAGAUAAAAGCUGAGAGUCCGCGAGUUUUAGAAUUCCAGCUUGUUUGCUUGCGGAUUUGCGAAUUUGCCCGCGCUUAAGAGUUGCGUUUUGAUUUUGGGUGUGGGUACGAAUGAGUACACUACACUGCCUACCUACGCUAUCUACACUACCAUGCCGUCCCA
Messenger RNA from Trematosphaeria pertusa, 2451 nucleotides. RefSeq lists its product as uncharacterized. The coding region runs from base 206 to 2296 and encodes 696 amino acids. Lineage: Eukaryota; Fungi; Ascomycota; Dothideomycetes; Pleosporales; Trematosphaeriaceae. The record is from RefSeq and is a predicted model, not a curated record. Gene Ontology annotation, biological process: regulation of transcription by RNA polymerase II. The transcript has a single exon. Gene Ontology annotation, cellular component: mediator complex. Gene Ontology annotation, molecular function: transcription coregulator activity.